AUGGCUAUUCAGAAGCCGAGAGACAUAGCUGCUUUGGUGAAGGCAAUUAGCACACCCGAUAGCUAUCAACAUGAUUCGCUAUUUGAACAUCAUAUGCGGGAGAACCUUGAACCUAAUGAUAUCCACAUUGUCAGUGUCUAUCUGCAAAGAGUUCCCAGAUCCACAGAAGAUCUGAAUAUGAACGUACAACAACAGAACAAUGGUGCCAUAUCUGAUUAUCUGAGCCAACGUCGCAUGUGGCAUAGACCUAUUACGUGGCUGUGGCUGGAGUGGAAAGCAGUGAACUCCGUAAUUUUUGUUGAUAAACCUCGUUGGAAUAGGCUGGAUAUGAAAAACAAUGAGGGAAUCGCCACUCCUUGUGAGGCAGAGUUGAUCCUUGAUAAUGUCGAACAAGGCCUGAUCUGUUGGAUUUCCUCACGGCAAGAACAUGCUGCUUUCAAAUUUUAUGACGAAAGAACCACUUCAUGUCACAAGCUCUUCAUCAAGCCAAUCUACUGCAUAACAGUCCCAGUCACAAGAGAAGUACGGGUUGCUUGCGGCACUUUCAUAAGGUGGAGUCACUUUUUGAUUGCUUUGGCUGUGUUAUCAAGCGUUGGUGUUGAGAGACCAAAAAUGGCUAGCAUAGAAGGUGAAGCCCGAACCGAGCAGAAAUUUAGAGGUCUUCGAAAUCGGAGGAAAUCAACACCCGAGCUGGAAGAUCCUUUUGAUGAUCCUGCACUCGUCACCAAUGUACUGAAUAUGAGAAAUGAAGAAGGGCUAACAGCUUUGGAAAUGGCAGUGCGUGCUGGGAGUGAUACAUGCGCAAUGCUGAUUACGAAAUAUGCAAGGACUGCGCAAAAAACCAGGCCGCGUUUACGAGGUAUGUCCGUAACUCGGCGAGCUAGCGGUGAAGCGAACGAGAACGAUAUUAUGAUCGAGUUGGAUGAUGCUCCUCCUCUAGCAGCACCUUUCGCAAGCAGACGUCCGUUCGUGCUAGACGCGCAUUCGAGGAGGCUGUCGAGAGACAAAAUCUCGAAUAGUUUGAAAAGAUUACCUCCAACACCUCCUGUGAGAACUGAUAGCAAUAACUCACCUCAAGGCAAGACAGAAAACCGCCCAAUAUCAAAUGAUUCCGUAUCCUCGUUACCGUCACCUUCAAAUUCUCCAAGUGCUGAUGUUCACAAGAGUUUUUCAGUUGGUGAAAAGCUGAGAUCGAUAUUUGCUGGUAGAUGGCAUACGGAUGCCGAGCUUGCACCUAGCAAACGGCCACUAGAGUACAAGAAGAGCAGUGGUGAGGAAAACCAUGUGCAGAGUAGGCCCGCGACGUCUCCUAUCGCGGCGGAUCAAAAAAUGUCCGUGGACGAAGGUAAAACUUUGCUUGGAUCCUCUUCACAACGACUAGAUUCUUUACAGUAUAUACUCAAAACAACAUUAGUCAAGAAAAUUAAGGGCAUAGAGGACAUUAUACUCGCCACUAUUAUCACUGAAAAUACAGCUAAAAUUUUACUAGAAGCAGCUUCGAUAGAGCCGAAUAAUUUUGCCGAUGUUUUCCGUUCGCCGUGGCCUAGUAGCAAACCUACGCGUUUACCGCCACUGAGAAAUCUUAGAAGACGUGCAGCAAGUGAAGGAAGACGAAGAUCUGGACAAGAGCCUUUGACAUAA
Messenger RNA from Cylicocyclus nassatus, 1641 nucleotides. Lineage: Eukaryota; Metazoa; Nematoda; Chromadorea; Rhabditida; Strongylidae. The record is from the annotation of a GenBank genome assembly.